AAAAAGUGAGAAGGUUUUUGGAAGCCGCGCGUCGCGGAAACAGGGUCGAAGGACGGCCAAAUGAAUAUCUCUCAACUGCCGCUUGAAUUAAUAGAUGAGAUUUUGAAACAUCUAGAUUCGAUUUCGCUCGUUAAAUCACGAGAAGUCUGUCGAUCAUGGCGUGCUUUGCACUUCCAACGAAAGUACAAUUUGGUUUGGAGAUGCCUCUGUUUAAGAGACAUAGAUUGGGAUAUUUUGAUCGAAAUAACUGGAAAAAGAGUCGUCGUUGGAUGCGAAGAUCCUGAUUCCUCCUAUAAAAAUAAAAAACAUGCCUCACUGAUGGUUGACAGUGUAGACUGGGCGGCGGUUUAUCGAGAAUGGUUCCGUAGCCGCCAUAUUGGCAAGUGGCCAAGUAUGGCAUGUGAGUUUAACUGUCACAGAGGUGAGUAAAAUGUUACCUACCUACCUCCUGGCGGGAAAGGCGUCGGUAAUUUUUAGUGGGCGGGACAACACAAGAACGUAGGAAAACGUACCUAAAAUAAUGAAAAUUCAUCAUUAAAAAAAAAAAAAUACUUGGUUAAGGGACAGGAAACCCUUGCACUUGUCUGUCGAUGGCCCUCUCCUGAGUGGAGGGACCAGCCCCCUGAGCUGUAAAUAUAAUUUGGUCUUUGGAUAAUGUCUUGGUCAAAUUGCAAAAUACCUGGCCCACUAAGUAUCUAACUUAAAAAACCGCUCCUGCAAUCCCGCAGUCGUCCGAUUUCCAUAAUAAAUUUUCACAUCAACUGCAGGAGUGCUGGGCUACAGGAGCACUACUAUACUUUGUUCUAUAAGCACACUUGAUUCCGAUUGAGGGAGUGCGGGACUGCAGGAGCACUCGUUUUACUCACUUAGAUUGAACUAUUCAGUAUAAAAGAACACGACUGUGGCACUACAGGAGCAGUUUUUCAAGUAAGACAUUAAGUGGGCUGGGUAUACUGCAAUUGCUCCAAAGUCUUGUCACUAAAUUGUGGCCUUGUCUGAUGAAAUCCCACCUACAGUCAGGCUUGAUGAUUCAAUCAUUACAAAGGUAAAGAAUGUGUCAAAUGAAUGGAAUGGUUAUCCAGAAAUUUUUACAGUUUCUUGAGCUUUAGAAAUUUCUAGGCAAUGUUUUCUACUGCGAACAGUUAUUUUACAGAAAAAAGUCAUUGUGUGCCCCUGGAACAAGACACCUGUAUGCAAUCCCAUACUUUUUUGUCCAAUGUAACAGUACCUUUUAUCUUUACUAACUGCAGGUGCAGUGUGGGAUAUUAAGUACUCUGGUGAUCGAUUGGUAACUUGUGGGGAGGAUGGUACCAUUCGCAUAUGGGAUAGCUGGACAGGUCACUGCGUAAGAUCUAUUACAGCUCAUCAAAGGGCUGUGCUGUCUAUUUCUCUGAGGCAAGCACUAGGUUUGUAGAGUUUUUAUGCUAGAUACCUAUUCUUCGACUAUAAACUCUUCUGAUAGAAUACCAGGAUUUUUCCUUUUACUAAAAAAUCAUAUCUUCAUCGCGCGCAGUGAAGAUACUAUUUUUAUUUUUCACGUGUGAGAAUAUUGGUGUCGCCAUAGUAACUAACAUUAAGUUUGACUUUUUGGAACAGAAAAUAUAAGUAUUAUUGUCUUUAAUUCUCCUUUACAACUUUAUAUCCGAGUUUCAUAACAUUUUUGUGACAUGCAUUUUGCGAUAGCUGUGCACUUUAAUAAUAUUGCACUAUUUUGCUGUUUCGAAAAUGAAUUUCUAAAAAAGUUGUGUUUUAUGUAGGAAUUUCAUCAGUAUCUAUAAAAUAAACAGAACAUCACAUGGCCACUUGGGGAUACGAAUUUUAUCUUCUCGUGCUGAAAGUAUCUCCCACUCGUUUGCUUCGCUUAGUCAUGAGAGAUACUUUCAGCACUCAAAGAUAAAAUUCGUAUCCUCGGGCGGCGAUGUAAUAUCCUCUAUUUCUAGAUAUAAAUUAUUAUCAUAUUCCAAUGGUAUUUUUUAGGAUCGUCACCACAUGCCGACAUGCCCCACGACUUGAUGGUAUCUGGUUCUAAAGAUUGUUCAGUCAAAGUCUGGGAGUUAAAUAUCCCAGGCCCUGCUCUUGUCACCUUGCAUGGACAUGUUGCUUGUGUCAACUGUGUUGCUGUGGAGUCUAACUUAGCAGCUUCUGCUUCGGACGAUGGUUCCAUUAGAGUCUGGGAUAUCACAACGGUUUGUUUUUGUAACUUCAUUACAAAGCAUGCAACAACCAUCAUCAGCCUUGUGAGGUGACAGGUUGUGUAACAGAAAAGUUGCGAAUCCCCAAGUCACCUCACAACGCUGAUGAAGUCUGAGUGAUUUGGACUAAAAUAAUAUUCAUUCGUUGUCUUAUUUCUUGCUUUGAGUUUUGGAAUUUUCUGUACUAAUGUCUUUGCAACAGCAGGUGAAAAACCUUUUUGGUAACCUUUUUUUCCAUUGUUUUCAGGGUCAGUGCUGCCAUGAGCUCAGUAACCUAGGGGAGUGGGUGAAGUACGUGAGAUUUUGGACGCAGGAAACCCUUCUUUUUGUCACUGACAACUGUAAAUCGGUUUUAUGGUGAGUAUCUGCCAAUCUCAUUUCCCAAUGGUCCCUUCUUUUUUUGCUGCUCUCUUGCUGUAGGAGCUGGAAGGAGAGAGGCCUGGGAAUAAGUUUGAGUAUGAGCCCUAUGGUCAAACCAAGGGGGACUGGGUAUGAUUCUGUGUUUUGUGAGAUAAACAACACAAGAGCCACAAAGUCCGAAAGAGUACACCAAGCUUGGCAAAACCCUCAGAUUUGGUGCUGAGAAAUGUAUGGAUUGCCACACACUGUCUGGACAUCUAUAUAAUUAUUUCUUAGAAAAUUCUGGAAGAUUUUGAAAGCCUGUAUCAGUCCCAUUCAGUAUUGGCCUGAUAAACACCAGCCUUGAUGAUUUUGAAAAGCUCAGACUGCUAUUUCUGGCUAUGUGGGUUCCAUGUUGUUGCAUGAUCCUAUAAUUCAUUGACUCGUAGCCAGUCCCCCCUCGGUUUGCACCAUUAUAUAGCAAAUGAAUUUAAAUUAUGUAACAUAAAUGUUAUUUUUUGAUGUUUUGUUUUGCAGGUCCGUGAAAGGUUGGAGGCCCUUAUCAUCUGUUCAAUUGUCUGAUACAACGACUCAAGGCAGCUCAUCACCCUUAAACCCAGGGGUACAGGGUGCUGUCCUCAGGGGUCAAACAUCACUUGUGUUAACACACUCAUAUGGACUUUUCUCUUGGUAAAUAUUUUAGACUUAUUGGACGAGGUUGAGCAAAAUAUUGUUUUGUCAUUGGUGAGCAGAUCAAUAAUAAUAAAUUAUUAUUAUUAUUUGCCGAAUUCAUUCAGUCACUGAGUUUGUUUUUUGAUAAAUAUCUGUGGGAAGCUGCCAUUUUCACACAAGAGCCAUUGCAAGAAGGAGAAAAGCGUGGUUUCAUUUGCGCGUAAGCAGAAUGUCAUUUGCAGCCAAACACACUUGGACGAAAUUGCGCAUGAGCAGGCCAUUACUUGUAGGCAGUUAUUUGCAGGUCACUUGGUGGGCUGUAGGCCAAUGAAAAGGAAGAAAAAAUUGCACCAGAUGAUAACAGCCCUUCUUAAUAUACGCUAAUGCAGCAUCUAAUUAAAUGUCAUGUAAGGGUAGAGCAACAAAUGUCACGGCUUUACAAUGGUAACAUACUUCGCAUCGGCGGGUGAUACAUAUUGUUUCUCUUUUUCUACUCCCAUUUUUAGGGAGAACCAAUCAGAUAGUAGCUUCAUACAUAACUUCUCUCUGAUUGGUGAACAUACUCAGAAUGUCCAACGAGGAGAAUGUUUAGCUAUGCAUGGAGCUUUGGUUGCCAUAGGAACACGUUCAGGCGCAGUUUUUGUGUACCACCUUAAUGGGAAGUGGAAAGAUCAGGUGAGUAAACCUAAAAACUCUUAACUGACGCAGUUUAUAUGGUGCACUUCAAUACUUUCCCUUACUAUUAUAGAUGAUUUCCUGCAUUUUUCUGAGCUACAUGUUUAUCUUCAUUAGUUUUCAAUGUAUCACAGGCCAUUAUUUGGUGGGCUUGAUUCCGCUGCUCUCUUCAAGAAAAGAGCAAUGACUCAUUUACAGAACAGAGACUGCUAAUCGAGCCUAGCCUUCUGGUAGUGUGCAAAAAAUGAUUAAGAUAUUAUGCAGAAUUUUCAGCUUGUCAGAAAAGGUGUCAGAAAAGGUCUAUAACCCUUUAAACCCGAAGAUCAAAAUUUGGUUCUUAUUCGUUGCCCCUAAAUGUUUGCAAUAGUGUAAACAAACUUCCUACCAAGUGAAAAUUUUAAUUUUUAUCCAACUGAUUUGGUAAAUACUAAAACAACUAUCCCCCUCAGGGUUGGUGAACUUGGUAUACAGCUAUUUCGAGAAAGGUUGUCGGAAAAACUGUGCACGCGACAAUCACGAAAGGUAAUAUGGGAUAUGAUCGAUGCACUUUUCCUGACGCUGUAGCUGCUGAAUCUACUUUUGCUGCUUUUGUUAAGCACUCGCAAACAUAAGUCUAUGGCCUCUUGUGCCAUUCUUUGAAAUUUCUUUGAAAAACAGUGAACUCAAAAUCACCCACAAUACCUUUCGGGAUUGUCUCGUGCACUUUUUCCAACAACCUUUCUUGAAAUAGCUCUAUAUCCACCACUAUUCACCUCCCCUUCGUGGGAUAGUUGUAAAAUAUACGUUGAUAGUGAAGCAUUUUUCUUUUCCUUUUAGUUUUCUAAGGUUCACUGUGUGUUGCAUACAAGUCAGUCACCUGUCAAUGCAGUUGCCAUUGCUGACGAUGGCGAGGGUCCAGUUCUGGCCACUGGGGGAGACAAUGGAAUUGUAAAGGUCCUUCGCUGGUUUCCACCAAGUAUACAGAAUGAUUAAAACUUCCCAAGAGGUACAAUUCAAUGUAGUAGUGACAAGUGAAAGUCGGGGAAUACACGAACUUUUUAAAAUGCAGCACCAUUUUAAAUUUAUGCAUAAUGAAAGAUGAGAUAUUAUUUGGCUAGAGUUAUCUGACCAGGUUAUUAUUAAUUUUAUACAAGUACAAGAGAAUUUAAUUUAUUUAUUAUUUUGUAUGUAAGGCCUGAUUCAAGUGAAAACAACAACAAUUACCAAACCAAACUGAUUCAAAUGCUGUUCUUCUGUCAUGCCUACUUUAUCAGUUAAGUUGCGCCAGGCUCAUGACAGUUUAAAACCAGGCGUAACUGAACAUAAGAGACAAAGAGAAAGAAUACAUAGAUAUGAAGUGACACUUCAAUUUAUUGACCAUUCUUUUUACUGAAAAAUAC
This is a messenger RNA of Porites evermanni, 5257 nucleotides long. NCBI's taxonomy places the organism in Eukaryota, Metazoa, Cnidaria, Anthozoa, Scleractinia, Poritidae. The record is from the annotation of a GenBank genome assembly.